CGGCAUCUGACGUUACACGUAAACGUAGAACGUGCUACGGACGAGUGACGUCUACACCGUUUGGAUGUUUGGCGGGCUAAAGCUAAACCGCUAACAAACUCGGACGGGGGUGCAAGGAAAAACUGUAUUCCGUUGAAAAGGUGCUGAUCCACCAUGUUAGACGGUGGCUCCUUUGUGGCGGUCCUGGACCGCCUGGGUUAUCCUGGUGCAUCAUCCCUGAAGGCCUCAGAGUUCGACUGGUUAUUUGACUGCGCCCCGGAGAAUCGUCACUUUUUGCGCUUUGUAUGUCAGUCCCUAAACCGGAGCAACGCUGUCACCACGGAGGAGGUGAAGGCUUUUCAGGAGCUGCGAAAAUCCGGCAAAUCUAUUUUGGAUGAAGCAGCCCUGAGCCAGGUCCUGAAGACCGUUAGCACUUCGGAAGAAAGCAGUGGACCUGCCUCAUCAUCUGUGUUUGCAGCAGAGGGCGAUGUGGCCAUCGAGGACUUGGAGGCAGAGCUUCAUGCACUGUGUAAAGAAAAAGAGCUGAAGCAGCGACGUUUCAACAAGCUGCAGGCCAUGGCCACUGCUCGUGCAGAUGUGGACUUACGACUCUCUGCAGAGCUGGAGAGUGCUGGAUGUAAGCUGAAGGAAGCCAAUUUUUCUGUAGGAGCGCAGAACGCUGACACCAACAAUCUGCUGGAAAACCUCAAAGAUGAAAUCAAGAAAUUUGCUUCAUUUGUUCCUGAUCAGCCAGAAACAUCCAGGAAAGCUACUGGGGAAUCAUCCAAAAGUGUCUUCAAAACCUCUCCAGUUGUCCUUUCUCAGCUUUCCUUGGAUUCCUAUCUACGUCAGGAGCAGCUGAACACCAAGACACUAGCGGCUUAUACUCAGAGGCUUUUCUUCCAGGGCAUCUCGGACAUUGUUGAGACUUCUUGCUCGGAACGCUUGCAGCUGCUCGACCUCAGUAUUUGUGAAGACGCAGUGGAAGAAGAGGAGAAAGUCAGGGAGGACCACAAAGGAACAGAGGAAGAGAAGCAGGUGUUGGAACGCAGGAGAACAGAGAUGGCCAGGCUUCAGUGGUCUCAUAUUGUCACACAACACCAGCUGAUGCAGGCACUGGCAGAGGAGAAGAGUGUCAGUGCUGCUCUGGACUGGCUCUCAGAGCACUCAUCUCAUACCAAGAGCAUUUCCACCUCCUCUUCGCUGCAUGUACGAGAAGGCGUGUCCAUGAAGGAGCUUCAGGCUGUGGAGGCUGAGCUGUUCGCUCUGCUUCACGGACCAGUGGUGGCUGCUCUUAGAGAGUCAGCAAGGCUCCUUAAUGUGCCAGUAGUGAGAGGAGACCUGGCUCUGCAACUGGCCCGACAAGACUUCUACACCUCCAGACAGGACCAGGUUCGUGACUACCUCCUUCGUCAGAAAGCCUCCUUCGACCUGCUCCUUCUGGCUCAGGAAAUGGAGAGCAGGCGCUGGAAGACAUGUCGAGAGCACCUGGCAGAAAUACAGAGUAGAAUGUUAAAGGAAGCUGAAGCAGCAAACCUGAGGUUUGAGUCCCUGGCACAACCUGAUCUGUCCAUCAAUCCCAGGCCAAACCCUAUCAUUAGCUGCAAAGAUGCAGCCUUCAGCAGACUGCUCCAGAUCUUGGACAGUGUUUCAGAUCACAGCCGGUCUGAACCUUUUAGAACAUAUGAAGCUCUGGAUCAGGCUGCUUCUGACCUGGCAGGCAACAUGCGGGCGACCCGAGACGCCCUGGGUGGAGCCGGUCGUGAGCAGCGUUACACAGCGGCUCGCGCGGAAGGGGACUGCGCAGCUUCUUACCACGGCCCCAUGUACACAGAGCUGCAGCAGCUGGUGUUAGGGCCGCAGGUACGUCCCACGGCCAUCACUGACCAGGAGCUGCUCUGCCCUAAUGCACAGGAGCUGACGGUGAAGCUGGUGGAGGUGGAGUCUCAGCUGCAGAGUCUGCAGAACAUCAUGCAGAAAAUCAUGGGGGAGUUCAAAUCCAAACGUUCCCAGCUGGAGCGUGACCCACUCCUGAGACGAGAGAGACAACUGUACAUCUUCUUCCACUUGGAUCCACGACUCUUGCAGAAAGUAAUGGAAGACCUGGAGGCCAAGAUGGCAGCGAAGACGGUGCCGCAAUAG
Cynoglossus semilaevis (tongue sole) is the source of this 2121-nucleotide messenger RNA. RefSeq names its product HAUS augmin-like complex, subunit 3 (gene haus3). Gene Ontology annotation, cellular component: mitotic spindle; HAUS complex; microtubule organizing center. The transcript has 7 exons. The record is from RefSeq and is a predicted model, not a curated record. Gene Ontology annotation, biological process: microtubule organizing center organization; spindle assembly. The coding region runs from base 154 to 2121 and encodes 655 amino acids. Lineage: Eukaryota; Metazoa; Chordata; Actinopteri; Pleuronectiformes; Cynoglossidae.